GUUCUGUUCAAGCCAGGCAGAGAGAGAGAGAGAGAGCAAGCAAACGAGAAGGUGGAGUUGGAGAGGGGCACCAAAGUGCUCAGCUAUUGAGUAACAUGAUGAUCAGCAUAGGCACAGCCGGAAUACUUGGCCGAUUUCGCAAUGCUUUCAGGCCAAUGAUAUUAAUGCAAGGAAUAAGCACCCCGCUAGAAUAUUACGCCUUACUGAAUUUACUAACUACGUGUUCGAGUAAGCGGCAGGAGCCAGCUUGGGGCCACAGAUGUUAUCAGCCUGCUUAGGAUAGUUAAAGCUUAUAAGUUCUCCGUGGUGCACGAUUGAUCGCACCGAUACUUUUGAUUUUUUCAGAAAGAGGCGCUUACUUCUUUUUUAGGGAACAGUAAGCGAAGGUUAGGAUUGGCAAUCUAGAUCUAGCGCUUUUUAUUAGAAUCAAAUUAGGACUUUGAUAGAGUCAAGUACUAGAAUAGCUCCAUAAUUUUUUUUAGGAGUAGCACCGUCGAAAGUAAAACCCGCCCCACGUAGAACCUAUAGCGAGGCACUGACACACUUGCUUGGUCGCAGUUAGACGCUUUAUUGUUCCACUCAUGCGACAUCAACUAGUUACUCAUAGUCGAUGAAAUCGAAUCAGACACUAACUAAUUGACUAAGCUCAAGCUCUUAAAAAGUGGAAAGUGUUCAUCAUCUUGUCUGCUUCCGUUCGGAUCGCGGGUUCAAGAAGAUGGCGGACGGAGAAGUAGGGGUGCUUUAUCCUCGCGACGCUGGGUUCGGCGAAGGAAGAGGCGUCAUCGUGGAUGUCCAAAGCCUGCUUACUGGCGAGGUCCUGGUCCGUUUUCAAGUGCGUCAUUUUGAUAGCCUUCCCAUCGACUUUGUUUAAGGCUCCACCAUAAUCACAAAAUCCAUCAUGUCCAUCUUGAGGACGACAACAAGCUCAAGCAUGCUAUGCGUAUGAUUUCAUCUUUCUUGGGGGUAAGAAGUACGUUCUUCUUUAAUACUACGUACAACGUGUUGAGGGAGAUGAUUGUGGACGAGGAACGCUACAGAAGGCGCAAGAUGUUCCUCAAAACAAGAACACGAAGGCCGUUGUUCUUGAAUCGAUUGACUGACAGCAGUUGAUGAAAGCGCAAACGCUUCAAAAUGGACUUUUUUAUGUUGGAGCACGAUGAAAGUUAUAAGAUGGAUCUCUAAUAUUUGAAGCAACACAUUUCAAACGAUAUUGCCCUAAGAAAUGCUGACGACGGCCAGAACAAGGUUCCUAUGCCGCGUUCUGUGAUCCAUCUAGAGCAGAUUCGGAACGAAUCAGGAUUAAGGAUUGACCGAUUACAUCCUCCACAACGAGGAUCCUCCAUCUCCCUGACUCUUUCUCUGGUACUAUUCGAAAACCCAAAACGUCAGUUGACAGAGGUGGCGGGGCUGCGGGAUGCUCCUCUGAAGGGUGAUGUAAUAGUAAUGCGGAUGAAACCUCUAAUAAGAAAUUAUCUGCAAUCCGAACAAGUGGAAGUAGAAGAGUAUCAGUAUCCUCCGCGUGUGUAUUAUGUGAAAGAUAUCGCAGACUUGAAUGAAGACAUCUCAACAAAUGCAACCCCCAGUGGGUUAGAUGAAGAUGAACGAGGUCAACAAGAUGGAGACAGUACAACACAAAUUCGAACAGUUACACUUGGCUACCUGAUAAAAACGAUACCCCGAACGCGAACGUUACGGUUACUUUUUUUCAUGCUCAGCAUCUUGGUGCCCUUUAGAGAUAUGAUGCAGGACCAUAGAUUUACAAGGGCACCAAGAUGGGUGGGACGGAGAUGGAAAAAGACAUUCGCUAACAAAGAUUACAGACUGUGGGCGAGAAGAAAGGCCCUCAUGCUGGGGCGCCCUUGUGCGACUGGUGAAAAUAUUUGUUAAGGCGUGGUAGACGUAUAGGUAGAAGAUGUGUAGUUUCGAUGGGUAAUUUCUUUGCAAUGCAAUCUAGGUCUUGAGCGUUAUCAACAAGCGCGGCUAGCAGUAGGACCCUUUGGCAUUGAGGGCUUGAACUUGCUAAGCGGUAGCUCUUCCUGCUACUAUCUUUUAUGUAUCCUAUAGGUACUCCCCAGGCUGGGGUGCCCCGGGGAAUGUUGAAGAAGGGGAAGAAGGUGCUUUAUUGGCGUGGGCUUGCGUGAAUGGUUUCACGAGGUGAAACAAGCGCGGGAAGGGUUCGCACUCCCCUCCGCCCCGCGGUUGGCGGAAGCAAGAGGCCCCAAAGAUGUGGCGAAAGAAAUGGGACCGCGUUCCCAAGAUCGAUGGUAACAAGUGCCGGCGGGCAACAUUAUUGGCACCCCCUUCAACGCGUUGGCCGCCGCAGUUGGCGUCGCGGGUCCUUGUGGUUCUCUCCUCGUUUUUUUCUUUUCUGUCCGUGCCCCUGUGCCCGACUCAUAGCGGGCAAAGGGACGAAGCAACCAACCAAGAGACAGCGGGAAAGCCCGGAGAGGGUGGGGACCCAGAGACAUCGCGGAGGGGGUUGGGGCAAGUCCCCAGGGGUCAGCGGCGCGCGCGUCUCACUCUACCGCCGUCGCGGUUGUUUCGGGGCUCUAUUCCACUGCGCCACCUGCUCGCGAGGGGUUCCGCGCAUUGUACAGCGGCGCGUGCAUCUCUACCCCCGUCUUGACUGCUUUGGGCCUCUUUUGAUUCCACUGCGCUACCCGCUCGCAGCCGAGGGGCCCCUGUGCCAGGGUUCUGCAGCGGCGCGCGCGUCUCUGCCCCCGCCGCGGUUUUUUCAGGCCUCUUGGUUGUCCACUGCAGCGCCCGUUCGCAGCCUGCCAAGCGGCUCCUGGCGUGCGUUGUUGUUGUUGCUUGUGGGUGGGGUUUUCUGCUGCCUUCUGUUGCUUUCUCUCGUCUUCUGUUGCCUCUUGUCGUCUUCUGUUUUUUCUUUUCUGUUGUCGUCUGUUGUGGUUGUCCCCUGUUGUUCUCUGCUGUGUCCUUCUGCCCUCUCUUGUCUUCUGCUGUUUUCUGUUCGGUCUCGGGUUCUGGGUUGAGUGAGUGAGGGCAAAAACCUGCAGCGCCGUGCUGAGCUUGUGGCGCCUUGUUCGUGGUGUCUUGCUCUUGUUUGUGGUGUCUUGUUCGUAGCGCCUUGCUCGUGGGGCUUUGUUCGUGGGGCCUCCUUCGUGGGGUCUUCUUCGUGGUGUCUCCUUCCUUGUGUCUCCUUCGUGCUGUGAGUGUCUUUCGUGGUGUCUCUUUCGCGGCGUCUUGUUCGUGGUGUCUCGUCUGUUGUGUCUUGUCCGUGGGGUCUUGUUCGUGGUGCUUUGUUUGUGGUGUGUUUUUCGUGGUGGGCUGCUUGCGGUGUGUUGUUCGUGGUUCUUUGUUCGCGGUGUGUUGUCCGUGGUGCUUUGCCCGUGGUGCCUUGUUCGUGGUGUCUUGUCCGUGGUGUCUUGUGCGUGGUGUCUUGUCUGUGAGUGGUGUCUUGCUUGUGGUGCUUCGUUGGUUCGUGGGGCUCUGUCUGUGGUGCCUUGUCUGUGGCGUUUUGUCUGUGGGGCCUUGUUCGUGGGGCCUUGUUCGUGGUGCCUUGUCUCUUCGUGGUGUCUUGUCCCUUCGUGGUGUCUUGUUCUUUCGUGGUGUCUUGUCCCUUCGUGGUGCCUUGUAUGUUCGUGGUGUCUUGUCUGUGGUGUCUUGUUCGUGGGGCCUUGUCCGUGGGGUCUUGUCCGUGGGGCCUUGUUCGUGGGGCCUUGUUUGUGGUGUCUGUCUUUUUCGUGGUGUCUUGUUCGUGGGGUCUUGUCCGUGGUGUCUUGUUCGUGAUGUCUUCCCCAAUGUUCACGCGGAAGGGGUCCUAAGGGCCCCUUCGUGUUCACACUUAGACCAGGGCUUUUCUCGUUGUAUGUAUGACUGAGUCUUUUUUUAAAUGUGGCAAGCCUAAGGAAGCUGAGACCCCUCGGGACCGGCGUCGCCACUCCGCUGGCUUUGCAGUGGACCCGCGGAGCGGGGCUCCCCUCCCUGGGCUGGCUAAGCAUGGACGCGGCUGGCGUCUCCAGAGGUGCUGCUGCUUUCCGGGCGCUCUGUUCGGAGACGCUUGGGAGGGGUGUCGAAAAGAGGGACAAAAAGGGCCCACUUUGACACCCCAAACGAGGCGGGUCAUUCGGCGACACUUUUGGCGCCAAAUAAAGUGUCGCUUUAAGGCAGCCCCUGCCCGUAGGGCCCACUUGGUGGGGCCGCUUCGGUCUUCGUAAAACGUGUCGGCAUUUUAUGUCGCAAAAUGAAGCGCAAAAUGCACCCCAUUUUUGUCGCCACUUUUUUGACCAAAAAGCGCCCGGCUCAAUAACCCGUUGCUUGGAUCAGACCUUUGCGCCAGGUGCAGCCCCCAUGCGCGGCGCGCGGGCCGGAUGGCCUUGGCGUCUGCCUCUCUGCGGAUGUCGACGGCUCUGAAGGCCCACGGUCAUACGGUGGUUGGGGUGUAUGGGAGUGCGCCAGGCCUUCUCAAUGGCUGCAUUUGAAAAAAAAAAGAUAAAGGCUGUGGAACGAGAAAAGUCGUGGUCUAACACACUAAAGGGGUCUUAAGUAAGGGUCUUCUCGUGUUCACAUGAAGAGCGCUCCAGUGUUCACCUUAAAGGCGUCUUAGGGGUCUUUUAGUGUUCACAUUCAAGGGGAAGGCGGUCCUUUAGCAUUCACAUUAAAGGCGUUCUAGAGGGCCUUUACCUCUAGUGUUCACAUUAAAGGGGAAGAGUGUUCGGGGAUUUGUAAUAGUGUCCAAAUGGGAUAUGGCUAUGGAUAUAGUCAUAGUUUUUCUAGGUAUCAACUCGUCAAGUAGACACACACACACACAACUGUAGUUGUUGAAAGUGUAGGUAGUUGUUCUAAGCUUGAUUCUGGCACUCCUUACCCGUUGUUGCCAUCCAUGAUGUGGGAGGCUAUGCUCAGCAGAGACCGGCGAGGACAUCACCUUUUAGCAUUGAUAUGUGAUUCCCGUCUGAGUCCGACAAGGGGCUCUGGUGCGGACCCAAGUGAGGGCAUACGACAUCGAUCCUUUCGCGAUUUCGUCGAUACCUAAGACUUCUCAGUAACUAUCUAGUGGCGUGUGCUGAUGUGUUGAGUGGGUUCGCUCAUAAUAUGCUUUGAUUAUUAUACUGUAGCGACAGACAGGCGGGGGGAGCAUGGAAGCCACUCGCACGCCGCCACAGAUAGUAUCAUACUUGACACUUUUGAAAAUUCCCCUGCUACUGUCGUCUUGGAAAAGGUUUUCCAGAAUAUCAGGCUGUUUCGGUCAACAGUUUGGGGCGCUUGGCGGCUCGAGGCUCAUCAUUUAGAACAGAAUUUCCUAGCUUGGGCUUAUAAGACGGCACAGAGACCGAUCUACAUUGAAGAUCAAGCCGAGCAAUCCCAAAGAAAUGUCGGACAUGGUCUGGUCUGGCUAAGGCAAUCCAUGCGCACCGAUCCCGAGCUCGUUCUUGAAAUUAAUUAUUAUCUAUCCGAAAUCCAGCACUGCUUCAACAUUCACCCACUAUUCAACCUGUACCCAUAUUUCCUCGAGGCACGAAGUAGAAAGACCGACAAUAACGAGCCACUGCAACUGGUGCCCUCCCAUUAUAGCGCUUCCGAGAUCCACCAGCUGCACCUGGUCGAGAGAGAUAUCGCGGCCAGCAGGAUACCAGCGGGGAUCGACAAUAACGAGCCACGGCAACUGGUGCCCUCCCAUUAUAGCGCUUCCGAGAUCCAGCACCUGGUCGAGAGAGAUAUCGCGGCCAGCGGGACACCAGCGGGGAAAGCUACAGACGCCAAGCGCUGGCUGGUGAGUUGGCGCAAGCAGCAAACCGAACUUGUCAAUUUUCUGUUCACAGAACGCUGGCCGUCCGAUUUACGGCUCGCAUAAUACCAUCAUAAAUCCAUCCUCAUCUACAACUGCGCCUUUUCUUGCCAAUUUACGUACAACCCAUUUUUUUUCUUCUUUAUUUUUCAAUUAUGAUCAUGAGUCAUGAUAUAAAGAAAGUAUCAAUACUAAGUCUGCGUCUGGAUGAUCAAACUCAUCUCAUUAAAGAAACUACGACUCUUUUUUUGAAUCUAAAGCCAGGCUCUUGCCCGGACCCGAAGUGGCCUGAUGAGUUGGCAGAAUACCAAGCUCCUAGCGCUCUCGUUUUGAUACGGUUGCAUCUUACGGCUUCACUAACGUGAUGUUUCUACUUACAACGAACAACUGUGAGAAAUGAGAAGAGAACUGAGAAGUUCGUCUCAUUUUGUUGUUCUUUUCACUUUCUUAUAGGCUUCCUACUCGUGCUUCGCAGCAGUGGAGACAGAUUUUAGUCGAAAAAUAGCCUGGAGUUAUCGAGGACAAACUUGGUUCAUUUUCUUCUUUAUUUUUUCUAUUUCGAGUUGCAGUGAGAGUUCCUACUCGUGCUCUACCAGAAUUUCAAAAUGAUGACAGUCAGACUGCUACAAGGACUGUUUACUACUUCGUUAUCGUUACUCAGUUACUUAGUGCAAAGAUAGAAAAAGCACAGAUGACUUAAUAAGAAUGUGGGUGCUCCUCAGAACUUCUUGAAGCCGGAGAGGACGGGGGUUCAUCGAGUCGUCCUGGAAUACGCGGAAGAAGUUGUACUUGUAGUUGUAGGUGUAGCAGUAGUAGCAGUUUUCUAAUCUAUAGAGCUGCGGCUCGGAUCCCACGCCCACCUUGGACCUGAUUAACGCACUGCUGGACACCGCGACCCACGAAAUUGUUGACGAUUGGUGUUCUGGCCGAGAAAGGGUUAAGCUAAGGCUCGUUCUUCUUUCCCUAAUGCUAAUAGCUAAUCCAACAUCUCGCUUCAGGGGAGUCCGAGUCACUCAUCCUAGAACGACGGAGGCGCGGAGCUUUUCCGAAAAAGAAAAAUGGUCCUCGUUCAGGAUGCAGCCCUCCCUUUGUAAGAUGGAUUUCGAUUUUCGUAUUCGAUUAGAGUUGGUCGUGAGCUCUUCUAAUAGAGUACACGAGAAAGUUGUGGAAAGGUGACGCACUGAGGACAGCGGACAUGGAGUUAUGGCUUCCCUAAUCUAUCUUCGGAAGCAUCCUCAGGAUGGUUUUCAAGGAGAUGAGAAAGCACCUGGGACGCAUCUCGAGCAGGAUUAGGGCGAGCGCUAAUGGAAAUGCUAGUGCAGCACAGACUUGGUGGUGAUGAAAAAUUUCUAAGAGAUUUCAUCGAGCCACUAGCUUUCAGAAGCUUCGAACUCGCUUCGACUUUCAGCAGCUACUUUUUAGGGAACCCCCUCAAAUAAGCUGCUGACAGACCAUAAUAUAAGCAAUUUAGCUAUUCAACCAAAACCAAUUUAGCUAUUAUAAGAUAAUGUUGAUAGAUCAUACUUAUUCAUUUAAGACAGUCCAGAGUGACACGCCAACGUGGUCAGUUCUAAUUCUACUCACCAGCUGACGAAUCAGUCUACUAACGCUCAAAGUACUUAACAAGAAGAAGAAAUAGAAGAAGUUUGUCGAUCAUCGUCGAAACAUCAUUGCUGAAAGUACUAGAGCCUUCUAAUUUUUGUUCAGAAAGGGCUGGGUGAAAUGUACUGGCUAGCGGUUUCAAAGAACGCUUGCGCGAACAAGGUUAAGCGUGAGGCGUGGAGUUUCGUUAUGCGAUGCAAAGUGUGGAAAUUGCCUUUCGUUCUGCCCUUCUUGGGCUUGUUUGAUCUUGAUGAGGACGAGGCGCAGCAAGAGCAGGCCCAACUCCGACAAGAGGAACACCCAGAUGAUUCUUUUCUGCUGACCUUCUUACGGCGUCGCCAAUUGUUUCGGCGUCAGGAACAACUGGUGCGAGAGUUCCAUAAUGACCGAUCCGGACUAGGACAAGAAGGCGAAAAUGAUGAUGAUCGACAUCAUCAAGUUGACGAACUCGAUGGAGCAGGAGAGGGGUGGACGACUACGAAGAUGAACGAUCGCGAUCGUUUCUCCAAGAAGAACAAGAAGAAGACCUCCAAUUCAUAUGUUGACAACAAUCCGAUCAUUUUUGGUAAGCAUCACGCGUCCACCUCACUAGAGGAGAGUGAUGUGGUUCCACUCAUGAAGAGGCUUGGUGUGGAGAAAAUGCAGCGAAUCUUACGUGCAGAACUCGAAACUCAGGAGCUCUCAGGACGAGGCCAUUCUCGAGGACAGGGAGUUCCUAACUUUAUCUUUAAGCCGAAUAGAAAUACUUAGAAGUUUUUUAUCCACUAAUUCCCCGUCAUUGUCGUGACAUCUUCUGUUGAUCCAGCUUUCUCGCGAUAUAGUACAACUGACGACGAAAGAAUUACUCUUAGUACGGGGAUUUUUUGGUAUAAUAUAUUUAUAAUCUUUCACGACACAGAUUAAGAAUCACAACUCCUCAAGGCACUUAUCUUAUGACGGAAAUCAUGAGAUGUUUGUGCCAGAAACUUCGCAGCUCGUCUAAUAUUUGCCCGUUUUUUACAGCGGCAUGCAUUGCUAUUGCUGGUGGUUUGCUGGACGAUAGCUGGCUUCCGAUUCUCGAUUUGAACCAGGAACAAGUUGCGAAUGGCGAAGGAGCACAAGUUCUAUUAACGCCAAGUGCUUCGACGAAAAGCUCCUCUUCAAAAUCUUUAUUGGGAUUGGGAAGGUGGAAAGCAAAAAUAAUUUAUUUAAGAUCUGGGAUAUAUGUCAACACAGAUGAUCAUAUCGUACAUUUUUUACUGAAAAGUAAGAUCACGCUCUUCUUCAUUCUAUUCCCUUUUUUGGCUUUUGUUAUAGCAGCGAUCAUACGCUAA
Molecule: messenger RNA, 8664 nt
Organism: Amoebophrya sp. A25
Lineage: Eukaryota; Dinophyceae; Syndiniales; Amoebophryaceae
Source: the annotation of a GenBank genome assembly